GAAACCUGGGCCACACACCGGGCGCCGCAUCGGGAGCCUUCGUUUCGCCACGGUUCGGUUCAGUUCACUACCACGCUCGAAGGCCCACCACCACCCAAGUGCCCUCCCGUUCCUGAGUGGGAGAUGACGAGCCCAAUGGUGGCCACCCCGGUCCAGCUCCGCACAACCGGCCGCCUCACCUUCUGCUGCUCCUCCUUCCCCAGCGCACCAGGGACAGCCACCACCACCAGGCGGCCGCGGCGAUUCGCGGCGGCGAGGGCGUCCGCGGAGACGAUGGCGACGGAGAAGCUGGGCAUCAAGGUGGAGCGCAACCCGCCCGAGUCCCGCCUCUCCGAGCUCGGCGUCCGCCAGUGGCCCAAGUGGGGGUGCGACAAGAGCAAGUUCCCGUGGACCUACUCCGCCAAGGAGACGUGCUACCUGCUGCAGGGGAAGGUGAAGGUGUACCCCGAGGGUCACGGCGAGGAGUUCGUGGAGAUCGCCGCGGGGGACCUUGUCGUCUUCCCCAAGGGCAUGAGCUGCACCUGGGACGUCGCCGAGGCCGUCGACAAGCACUACAACUUCGAGUAGCCGCCGACGACGACGACGACGAUGUGUGGUAAGCGGUGGCAGUAAUUGGUGAUGGCCUAGUCCAAACGUUUGGAUUGCUCCCGCUAGCUUCCUAGUUCCUACCACGUGCUUGUAUUGUAGUCUUGCUGUGCUCUUGUACACUGAACCUCUGAUGCUCCAUUCAAGAGUUAAACAGCAUAAUAAAGCUCCGGAUUAGCGGACUACAAUGUUGCACUAUCUGUUCCAGAUUUGAGGCAGCGCACGCCUA
Sorghum bicolor (sorghum) is the source of this 814-nucleotide messenger RNA. RefSeq lists its product as uncharacterized. The record is from RefSeq and is a predicted model, not a curated record. NCBI's taxonomy places the organism in Eukaryota, Viridiplantae, Streptophyta, Magnoliopsida, Poales, Poaceae. The transcript has 2 exons. The coding region runs from base 124 to 567 and encodes 147 amino acids.